AUGAAUAGUGGUGGUCGAGGUGGAGGUGGGGGUGGGGAUGGUGGGACAAGGAUGUCGACCGGAGUGAUGGCAAUGAGGUCUCCUUUUACAGUGUCUCAGUGGCAGGAAUUGGAACACCAAGCUUUGAUCUUUAAGUACAUGAUGGCAGGUUUGCCUGUGCCGCCUGAUCUUGUGCUUCCCAUUCAGAAGAGCUUUGAGUCCAUUUCUCAUAGGUUCUUCCACCAUCCCACCAUGGGUUAUUGUGCUUUCUAUGGGAAGAAGGUGGACCCUGAGCCAGGACGAUGCAGGAGGACUGAUGGGAAGAAAUGGAGGUGCUCCAAAGAUGCAUACCCGGACUCUAAGUACUGUGAGCGCCACAUGCACCGUGGCCGCAACCGUUCAAGAAAGCCUGUGGAAUCACAAUCCAUGACACAGUCAUCACCUACAGUGACAUCACUGACUGUUACUGGAGCAACACCAGGAGUGGGAAGCUUGCAGAACCUUCCACUGCAUUCAUUUGGUAAUCUACAAGGAUCUGGCUCUGGAACCAGCCUAUCCAAUGUGGAUUCCAUUCCCUUUGGAAUCCCGAGCAAAGAUUACAGGUAUCUUCAAGGGCUGAAACCCGAGGUUGGCGAGCGAAGCUUCUUCACUGAAAAUUCAGGAAACGAUAGGGGUCUCCAGAUGGACUCAACACCAUACAAUUCAUGGCCAGUGAUGCCACCAACAGUCUCUUCAUUUCCUUCUUCAAAAUCAAGUGGCAACCCAAUGAUGCAGCACGAUUAUCCACAGCACUUGUUUUUCAGUAGUGAAUUUGCCUCGGGAGAGACUCUGAAACAACCGGAGGCCCAUGCUCUCCGACCUUUCUUCGACGAGUGGCCUAAGACUCAGGAUUCUUGGUCUGGUCUUGAUGAGGAGAGAUCCAACCAUGCCUCAUUCUCCACGACCCAGCUCUCGAUAUCCAUUCCAAUGUCAUCAUCUGACUUCUCCACGACAAGUUCUUGAUCCUCCACAUGAUGAUGCGAGAAUGUGGAUUAGGAAUUUCAACAGCUCUAUUGCAGAAAGCACUUACCAAAUCACAACACUGUGAGUUUUGUGUUUCUAUUUUUCCAGAACUCGGGUUAUUUACUUGGUUGUGUAAUAUACAUUAUACUAUAGAUUCUCAAGCUUGAGUUGACAUUUCGAUUUCUAAUAAAAAAAAAAAAACUGUAUCUGGUGGUUUAGAGAUUCA
Tripterygium wilfordii is the source of this 1207-nucleotide messenger RNA. Its product is annotated as growth-regulating factor 4-like. The record is from RefSeq and is a predicted model, not a curated record. Gene Ontology annotation, cellular component: nucleus. Gene Ontology annotation, biological process: regulation of DNA-templated transcription; developmental process; DNA-templated transcription. The transcript has 4 exons. NCBI's taxonomy places the organism in Eukaryota, Viridiplantae, Streptophyta, Magnoliopsida, Celastrales, Celastraceae. The coding region runs from base 1 to 981 and encodes 326 amino acids. Gene Ontology annotation, molecular function: ATP binding.